Malania oleifera is the source of this 3751-nucleotide messenger RNA. RefSeq names its product protein RDM16. The record is from RefSeq and is a predicted model, not a curated record. Lineage: Eukaryota; Viridiplantae; Streptophyta; Magnoliopsida; Santalales; Ximeniaceae. Gene Ontology annotation, biological process: mRNA splicing, via spliceosome. Gene Ontology annotation, cellular component: U4/U6 x U5 tri-snRNP complex. Bases 340 to 3315 code for a protein of 991 amino acids. The transcript is spliced from 6 exons.
CACUGGUUGAGGUUCUGGGUUUUAGUAAUUAGGGGCAAUUAUCUAUUUGACCCCACACAAAUAUAAUUUAGCCUUUCUCCGUUGCAUUGCGAUUGGCUUUUCUUCCACUUCGCUGCAGAUCGGAGAUCCCUUGCAGCUGCGAAAUCCAUUGGAGCCGCCACCGCCACCGCCACCGCCACCGCCAUCAUAGCAGGCGCGGUUGGUCGGGAUAUUUGCCGGGAAACUCCAACGCCACCGAGUAAAUCCUCAGCCAUAGACGCCGUUUUUCUUGGAGCCCCAACUCUAUCCCCCUCGCUGCAAACUAACGCAGGGAGGUGAGAUCCCCUGCAAACCCUAGCCAUGGAGAAGGAAAAGUCGAGCCGGAGGACCAGAGAGGAGCGCGAGAGAGAUCGAGACUCAACAAAAGAUAGCAGGAGUCGGGAUCGAGACCAAGACCGCAAACAUCGGAGCAGAGAUGUUCGAUCGAGAGACAGCGACGACGAGCAUCAUCAUCACCGCAAAGAAAAGCACCAUCGUUCGUCGAGGGAAGACAAGCAUCGAGACCGAUCGGACCGUGAAUCGAAACGGGAGCGGUCUCACGAGCGCGAAUCUAAGCGCGAAAAAUCUCACGAGUUGAGGAACGAGAGAGAAGGUAGUGGAGAUAGGGCUUAUGACCACGAAACUAAGCGCGAAAAAUCUUACGAUUUGAAGAAUGAGAGAGAAGGAAGUAGGGAUAGGGCUUAUGAUCGCGAAUCUAAACGCGAGCGGUCGUACGAGUUGAGGGACGGGAGAGAAGGAAGUAAAGAGAGGGUUCGGGAACGUGAGAGUAAGCGCGAGAGGUCACAUGAGCCACCGCGAAGUGAUAGAGAAGGUAGUAGGGAUAGGGUUUUGCGGGAGGAGUCGGUGGAGAGACGGCAUUCAUUGCAUUCUCACAAGAGGAAAGAGCGGGGAGAGAGUGAGGAUAGAGUUGAUGGCAGCGAAAAGAGAGUUAGGGUUUCGGGUGGGGUAAAGGAGGAGAGGAAGGAAAGGAGGCGGUUUGAAGAUAGGGUUGAGGAUGAGAAGGGCUUGAAUGGAGAUGAGAGGGAAGAGAGGAGGGGGAGGCAAAGAUUUGAGGAUGGAGUGAAGGAUAAUGAGUUAAAGGAUGUCAAUAUGAGCACCAGGCAAGAGAGGAAAGAGAGGAGGAAAUUUGAAGAUCGAGUAAAAGAAGAACUGGACCCAGGUGUGCCAGAGGAAAAUAGCCACAUGGUUUUGGAUGCCAAGAAAGUGAAGAAAGAGGAGCCUGAUGAGCAGUUUGAUAGUGUUCAAAGCAAUGCUCGUAAUGGGAGUGGUUCCAUGGGGAAUGGCCCUGCUUUGGAACAACUCAGUUUGUCAGCAAGGAAUGUGCCUGAGACUUCUUUGGCCCCUAGUCACCCCCUUUCUACCAAGGUAUCUUCAAUUACUACCACAAAUGAAAAUAAGGGAGUUAGUAUUACCAGAUCUCAUGAGGUUCCUGGAAAAUCCAGUACAGAUGGAUCAUCUUCAGCUGCUGGCCAGAGUGGAAGUCUCUCCCUUGAUGCUUUAGCAAAAGCUAAGAAAGCUUUACAAAUGCAGAAGGAAUUGUCAGAAAAGCUGAAGAAAAUUCCUCUGUUAAACAAGGGUGCAAGCUCAAGCUCAAGCUCAUAUGGUAGCACACAGGUGGGAGUUCAAGUGCCUUCUUCUAGUGCUGGAAUACUGCCUCUGCCUGUCUCAUCAGCUGCUGCUGCUGCUGUGACCAUGCUUACUGGGGCAACCCCAAGUGUAUCAACUUUACCUGUUGAUGCUGCAGCUUCUGUGAAACCACCUGAAAGUGUCAUGGUUUCUCUUGCUGGGCUUACAAACAUACACAGCUAUGAAGCUGUAAAACGUGCACAGGAGCUUGCUGCGAAGAUGGGAUUUCGCCAGGACCCAGAGUUUGCUCCUCUAAUAAAUAUGUUUCCAGGGCAGGUGCCAACAAAUACUGCUGUUGUCCAGCCAAAGCCUGCCAAGGCUCCUGUUCUUCGUUUGGAUGCUCUGGGCAGGGAAAUAGAUGAGCAUGGAAAUGUAGUUAAUAUGCCAAAAUUGAACAAUCUUAGCACUCUAAAGGUCAACAUUAACAAGCAGAAAAAAGAUGCAUUUCAAAUUCUUAAGCCUGAAUUGGAUGUGGAUCCAGAAUCAAAUCCUCACUUUGAUGCAAGUAUGGGAAUUAAUAAAAACAAGCUUUUGAGGCCCAAGAGGAUGAAUUUCCAGUUUGUGGAGGAAGGUAAAUGGUCAAGAGAUGCAGAGAUUAUUAAAUUGAAGAGUCAAUUUGGAGAAGCACAAGCAAAAGAGCUAAAGGCAAAGCAAGCUCAGCUUGCCAAGGCAAAGGCAGAGCCCGGCAUAAAUCCAAAUCUGAUAGAGGUAUCCGAGAGAGUUAUCACUAAAGAAAAACCAAAAGACCCAAUUCCUGAAAUUGAGUGGUGGGAUGUGCCCUUCUUGCUUUCUGGUAUGUAUGAUGGUGUCAGUGACGGUGAAAUAACUGAAGAAAAACUGAAGAUGGACAAGAUCACCAUUUAUGUUGAACACCCUCGUCCUAUCGAGCCCCCUGCUGAGCCAGCCCCGCCACCGCCUCAACCCCUGAAGCUGACCAAGAAGGAGCAGAAGAAACUUCGUACACAGCGGCGUCUGGCUAGGGAAAAAGAUAGGCAGGAGAUGAUUAGGCAGGGACUGAUAGAACCCCCAAAACCAAAAAUUAAAAUGAGCAAUCUCAUGAAAGUUUUAGGCUCUGAAGCGACCCAAGAUCCCACUAAGCUUGAAAUGGAAAUACGGAGUGCAGCUGCUGAGCGGGAACAAGCUCAUGUGGAUAGGAACAUAGCACGUAAACUUACUCCAGCUGAACGUCGUGAGAAGAAAGAGAAGAAACUUUUUGAUGAUCCAAAUGCCCUUGAGACUAUAGUUUCUGUCUACAAGAUCAAUGAUCUUUCACACCCGCAAACUCGCUUCAAGGUUGAUGUUAAUGCCCAGGAGAACAGGCUGACUGGAUGCACUGUGAUUUCAGAUGGUAUAUGUGUGGUGGUGGUUGAAGGUGGAAGCAAAUCCAUCAAGAGGUAUGGGAAACUUAUGCUUAGGCGCAUAAACUGGGCUGCUGCCGUGGAAAAUGAAGGUGAAGAGGGAGAUGACCAUGAGGAGAAGCCUGUUAACAAGUGUGUGUUAGUGUGGCAAGGAAGCGUAGCCAAGCCUAGCUUCAAUAGGUUUUUUGUUCACGAGUGCAGAACUGAAGCUGCUGCUCGGAAAGUUUUCUCUGAUGCUGGGGUUGGUCACUACUGGGAUCUUGCUGUCAACUUCACAGAUGACCAAAUGUAAUUGGAGAUCUUCAUGAACGGCAGGCAAGUUUUCCCCAUUUAUUUGACAACCAUUGUUCAAGUUGUACUGCUGUUCUGAAAGCAAGCAGAGUCAACAUUUUACUUGAUCCAAUGUUUGCUCCGAAAGCAAGCAGAGUCCAACCUUCUACUUGUCACAUUGUUGAAUGUAUGAGAGACGUUAAUAUGUUUAUAUCGGUCAAUCAAGCUCUUUACGCUCUUGCAUGUGGACCAUUUAUUGAAGACCAUUCGCAAAAAAAAAAAAAAAAAAAAAAAAAAAGGAGAGGAAAUUGCAUCUCACCUCCAUGUUGUGUUUACAUGGACGCCCCUCCCAAGGCUUUCUAUUUUUGGUCUUCUGUAGUAUUUGUUUUGUUCAUGUAUGAUGUAGGAACCAUGUGUGUUUUUUACCUGCAAUAAAAUGAAAUGCAUUCAUUUUAUUA